This is a messenger RNA of Esox lucius (northern pike), 3206 nucleotides long. RefSeq names its product arrestin, beta 1 (gene arrb1). Gene Ontology annotation, molecular function: G protein-coupled receptor binding. Gene Ontology annotation, biological process: G protein-coupled receptor internalization; visual perception; signal transduction. The record is from RefSeq and is a predicted model, not a curated record. The transcript is spliced from 17 exons. Bases 1097 to 2350 code for a protein of 417 amino acids. Lineage: Eukaryota; Metazoa; Chordata; Actinopteri; Esociformes; Esocidae.
GAGGGUGUGCGUGCAUGUGUGCGUGCACGCGCGCGCGCAUGUGAGAGUGAGAGAAUCUAGACGGUUACGUUGUGUGUUGCUAUGUGAGGAAUUCUAACAACCAUUGACAUCAUCCUACACGGAAGGAGGUAAGCGAAGUGAAGGAAACACUUAAGCGAUCGAGGGGUACAGAAGAGUUUCCUUCAUGUGGAGGGGUUCAUCCUGUGCCUGUGAUGUGUUUUGCGGAAUGUUCUAUUGACAAGCGCCACAGAACGAUGCACAGAUCCACGACACAACGUAACAGCAGCGGCCAAUGACGUCAGUGCGAACACAUCAACAGUGUCUGGAUGGACCGACUGAGGGUCUUUCUCAGAAUUUAACGCUUUUCUAAUCGUAUUAUUUUGGCGGAUGACUAGAGAGAGUGAGAGAGACCACCCCCCGUUUCCAAAUCCAUGCACACAGCCAUGCCCUCACAGAUGGAGUGAGCAAUAGCAAGAGAAAAGGAGGGAGGAAGGGAGGGUGAGGAGGAGAGAGAGAGUACUUGGCAGAGAGAGAGCGAGAGCAGCGAGGAGCUACGUAGGGGAGAGCUAAAGCAGAGGCAGCCGUCAGAGCGUCUGAAUGUGAACAGGACCCAGGUGGAAGAGAAGGAGGUUUCCUGCCGACAAUAGUCCCUAGGAGGAUUGUCUCCCACUGCUUGGAGUCCUGAAUGUUUCCGAGAGCAGUUUGACCAGCCCAGCUCUCCGCUCCACCGCCCUGGUAAAGGAAGAACCCAUCGUAUGCAGACCCCGGCCGUACGGAUCAAUCACGUUUGUUAUUAUUGAGGCUUUCUCUGAGGCAUCGCCGGGGAGGCACUCUUAAGUGCGCUGAGCCGGAGACGAGCGCAGAGAGCAGACGGCAUAUAGAGAUAUCCAACUGAGAGGAUCCCCUCUUCAAUUCAACCACCCUCUCACGCAGCCAGCCAGCUUGAGCUGCACAUCCACAGUGGUUUCAUCAGGACAUUCUUUUAUCUUUUCAUCUCUCUCUCUCUCUCUCUCUCUCUCUCUGACUCUGACCCAAAAGCAUUAUUGCGGACUAUUUCCUGCGGGUAAACGAGGUUCAACCAGAACAAUAUUUUGCCAUGGGAGAUAAAGGCACACGGGUUUUCAAGAAAGCAAGUCCCAAUGGAAAGCUGACCGUGUACCUGGGGAAGAGGGACUUUGUGGACCACGUCGACCUGGUCGAGCCUGUAGAUGGUGUGGUGUUGAUAGACCCAGAGUACCUGAAGGAAAGAAAAGUAUUUGUAACAUUAACAUGCGCGUUUCGUUAUGGUCGUGAGGACCUGGAUGUUCUGGGCUUGACCUUUCGGAAGGACCUCUUCGUGGCCAACAUCCAGGCCUUCCCCCCAGUGCCGGAAGACAAAAAGAGCUUGACUCGCCUUCAAGAACGCCUGAUCAAAAAGCUAGGGGAGCACGCUCAUCCUUUCACCUUUGAGAUUCCAUUGAACUUGCCAUGCUCAGUCACCCUCCAGCCUGGGCCUGAAGACACAGGGAAGGCCUGUGGAGUUGACUUUGAAGUUAAAGCUUUCUGCGCCGAGAAUGUAGAAGAGAAAAUACACAAAAGGAACUCCGUGCGUCUGGUGAUCCGAAAAGUCCAGUAUGCCCCAGAGAAGCCUGGCCCUCAGCCAAUGGCAGAGACCACCAGACAGUUCCUGAUGUCUGACAAACCACUGCAUCUUGAGGCUUCACUAGACAAAGAGAUCUACUACCAUGGAGAGCCGAUCAGCGUCAACGUUCACGUCACAAACAACACCAAUAAGACUGUGAAGAAAAUGAAGAUUUCAGUGCGUCAGUACGCGGACAUCUGCUUAUUCAACACGGCACAGUACAAAUGCCCAGUCGCAAUAGAGGAAACAGAUGACGUAGUAGCUCCAAGUUCAACGUUUUGUAAAGUCUACACUUUAACGCCUUUCCUCAAUAACAAUCGAGAGAAACGGGGCCUAGCUUUGGACGGGAAAUUGAAACAUGAGGACACAAACCUGGCUUCUAGUACACUGUUACGAGACGGCGCCAACAAAGAGAUCCUGGGUAUUAUUGUAUCCUAUAAAGUCAAAGUGAAGCUUGUUGUAUCUCGAGGCGGACUCUUAGGAGAUCUGGCAACAAGCGACGUUCACGUCGAGCUCCCCUUCACGUUAAUGCACCCUAAACCAAUUGAAGACGCAAUCUACAGAGAUGCUCCUGAUGAGACACCACUGGACACAAACUUGAUAGAAUUCGACACAAACGACGAUGACAUCAUCUUUGAGGACUUUGCAAGGCAGCGGCUGAUCGGAGCAAAAGAUGACAAAGAUGAGGACGAUGAGGGGACCGACUCUCCCCAGAUGAACGACAGAUAAAGGACAGAGCCGUUGUGCUGUUCAUGUGUUGUAAACGUACCUGAAGUUGUGAUACGGGGGGGCCACUGGGUCAAUGAAGUGGGAGGCCCUUUAGAGUCCAGCGCGGCCCUUUAGAGUCCAGGGGGGCCCUUUAGACACACUCACAGUGGUGCUGCUGUUCCUGUUCACAUUCGUCUUCUCCAUACUGCCAGGAUGUUAAUGAAAAAAUUAAUGGGAAAAAACAGCCUGGUCAUUGUAGUUUAAGGAUGGUGGACCUAGAUGUGUGGUUUCAAUACUUCUGCGGCCAGUUUAAAGCAAAAGGAAGUUAAUAAAAAAAAAACUCAAAUAGCAUUUCAUCAUGGCUAAAGCAAACUCCAGUGGUAGCAUGCCUUUAAUGUCACUUUGUUAUACAUGUUUUUUUAAUUAGGACUGAACAACGGUAAACUUUGUAUUUCCAAUUAUAUUCAAAUCGUAACUGUGGACUUACAUUUAAAGAAACACAAUUCAUUUACAACAAGCGACUGCCUAUAUCACAGACUUUGCGUUAGUAAUACACAGCACACUAUCAGUCAGAGCUGGACAUUCACACGAUUACAUCAUUCAUGUUAUGAAGGGAGCAUUUUAAAUUGUCAUUUACUGUAAAUUACAGGCUAAUCAAACCCUGCCUGGGGAUUAACCUCUCUUAGUCACCCCCAUCUUCUCCCCUCCCUCCCAGUCAUCCUCCCUCCAAGUCAUUCUUCCUCUCCCCAGUCAUCCUACCUCCCAGUCAUCCUCCCUCUCCCCAGUCAUCCUACCUCCCAGUCAUCCUAACUCUCCCAAGUCAUCCUCACUCUCCCAUUCAUCCCUCCCCAGUCAUCCUCCCCCUCCCCAGUCAUCC